Closterium sp. Naga37s-1 is the source of this 3705-nucleotide messenger RNA. NCBI's taxonomy places the organism in Eukaryota, Viridiplantae, Streptophyta, Zygnematophyceae, Desmidiales, Closteriaceae. The record is from the annotation of a GenBank genome assembly.
AUGAAUCAAGAGGAGGAAAAUGGCGGCGAAGAGUCCGUUUCUGCGGUGUACAUGCGGGAGCGGCAGGAGCGGAUGCUGAUGAUGAAGCGCAAGAACAUGGAGCGCGAGGAGAAGGAGGGCCGACCAUCAGCGCGCCAGAGGCGAGCUGCUGACGGCGCUGGCGCUAGUUUCGGUGGUGGCGGUGGUGGGGGUGGGGGUAACGGGUACCAUGGGGAGGGUGGUGGCGGGUCGGAGCACCGAGCGUCUGGGGGUCAGAGGAGGCCGUCCUGUCAUGAAGGAGCUGAGGUGGAGUGGGCGAGAAUGGCACCUCUAGUGGUAGCGAUCGUGGGGGUGGAGGGAGGGACCAUUUGUGGUGAAGCUGAGGGAGGAGACUUGGCUAUGGGUGGUGGUCGGACACUUGGGAAUUGCCCCUCUAUGGCCGAGGCCAUUGAGCUGCUGAUCCCAGCCAAGGCACCACUCCGGGAGGCGUUUAGAGAGGUGGUGGAGCCGGAAACACCAGCUUGUUUUUCUACCUCAAGGUGGAUCGACUGCCCCUCUAUGGGCGAGGCCAUUGGGCUGCUCAUUCCCUGCAAGGCGCCACUGGGCGAGGCGUUCAGAGAGGUGGUGGAGCCGGGCAAGCGGUGGAACGUGGAGGUGGUGAUGAAGCACACGCGGAGCAUGAAGAAAGACGUGGGGUUGGUGAUUGAUCUGACCAACACCACGCGUUACUACAACCCAAAAGAGUUCUUCAAAUAUAACGUCAAGUACCUCAAGCUGGCUUGCAGGGGACGAGAUGAGGUGCCAGAUGAUGAGACAGUCAACCGCUUUGUCUAUGUGGCGCUGGACUACAUGCGGGCUACAGAGCGCAAGAAGUACAUUGUGGUGCACUGCACGCACGGGCACAACCGCACGGGUUUCGUGAUCAUCCACUUCCUCAUGCGCGCCAUGGGAGGGCACGUGGCAGAGAGGCUAGCCGAGUUCGCAGAGGCCCGCCCCCCGGGCAUAUACAAGGAGGAGUACAUCCAGGCGCUCUUCUCCUUCUACCACGAGCGGCGCCCCGAGGUGGUGAUCUGCCCCUCCACACCCGAGUGGAAGGCCACAUUCGACCUGGACCUGGAUCUCAACGUGGCGCUUGAGAUGGACGAGGAGGACGAGGGAGGAGGCAGCGCAGGCGGUGGUGGUGGGGAUGACGGCAACGAGGAGUGUGGCGCUGCUGUGCUGCCAGAGCCGGAGCCAAGCAAGGAGGAGGAGGGCAAGAAGAAAAUGACGAUUGACGAUGUGCUGGGGUCGGCGAUACCGGAGGAGCAGCAGAUGGAGCUGCAGCAGCUCGUGUGCACGGGGCUCAAGUCGAACAAUUUCCGGCACUUCCCCGGCUCGCAACCAGUCUCGCUGGACCUCAAGAACCUUCAGCUGCUGCGGCAGCGGCUGUACUACGUGACGUGGAAGGCGGAUGGCACGCGCUACAUGAUGCUCAUCUGCCCCGAUGGCUGCUACCUCAUCGACAGAAACUUCCGGUUCCGGCGGGUGCAGAUGCGGUUCCCGGCGCGCAAGCACGUGCAGCACAAGGCGCUGGACGACUGGGACGUGCAUCGUACCACACUGCUGGACGGCGAGAUGGUCGUCGAUGAGCUGCCCGGCACUGGCGUGCAGGAGAGGCGCUACCUCAUCUACGAUCUCAUGAUGCUUGAUAGCGUGCCGUUGGGGGAUAGACCAUUCGCGGAGCGGUUUGAGCUGAUAGAGAGGGAGGUGGUGGCGCCGCGCAAGAUGGAUGCAGCGAUGAACCCCCUGUACGACUACAGCCUGGAGGACUUCAAGGUGCGGCGCAAGGACUUUUACAUGCUGAGCACGGUGGGAAAACUGCUUCACGACUUCAUUCCCAAGCUCAGCCACGAGUCCGAUGGACUCAUCCUGCAGGGGUGGAACGAUGCGUAUGUGCCGCGCACGCAUGAGGGUCUGCUCAAGUGGAAGUACGCUCACAUGAACUCCGUUGACUUCUGCCUCAAGAAAUCACCGGAGGGCAAGUGGGUGCUGCUGCUGUCCGACAGGAAGACGCUACGAGCGCUGCCAGCAUCCAAGUUCACCCACCCUGGCAUGAGUGAGGAGGAGGCGAACGAGCUGGAGGGGAAGAUAGUGGAGUGCUGCUGGAAGAAGGAUGAGGGCGAGUGGGAGUUCAUGCGCGUGCGCACAGAUAAGGAGCACCCCAACGCGUGGCACACGUACCUCAAGGUGAUGGAGAGCAUUCGUGACAACAUCACAGAGGAGGUGCUGCUGAAGGAGCUUGUGCUCCUUAAACCCGGCUCUGCUCCAUUUGUUUCCAUCUGCCCCGGCUUUCUAUCACCCCAUUUGCCCCGUCUUUCCCCCUUCCUUUCCCCCAUUCUUUCCCCACACCCUUUUCCCCCUUCCUUUCCCCCAUUCUUUCCCCACACCCUUUUCCCCCUUCCUUUCCCCCAUUCUUUCCCCACACCCUUUUCCCCCUUCCUUUCCCCCAUGCUUUCCCCACACCCUUUCCCCCUUCCUUUCCUCCAUCCUCAAGAACACCCGUUCCCCCCACCUUUCCCCCGCCCGUUCCCCCCACCUGUCCCCCCGCCCGUUCCCCCCGCCCGCUCCACCCGCCCGUUCCCACUGCCCGUGCCCCCCACCCCACCCGUGCCCCCCACCCGUUCCCCCCACCCGUGCCCCCCACCCAUUCGUCUGGCAGAUCCCGAGGUGGCGUCCAACGCGACUGAGUACAUGCGCAUUGCCAAGUCAGCCGGGGAGAUCGAAGAGGUGGCGAGUGCCUAUGCGGAGUGGAAGGACAAGCAGCAGCAACUGGCUGACGCAAAAGCCUUGAUGAAGGACAGUGCAUCGGACCCGGAGAUGGCAGAGAUGGCCGGGGAGGAGGUGGGGGAUCUGGAGGCGCAGCUAGAGGAGCUGGAGGGGCGGCUCAAGGUGCUGCUGCUGCCCACCGACCCGCUUGACGCGAGAAACAUCAUGCUGGAAGUGCGGGCGGGCACAGGAGGGGAUGAGGCCGGCAUCUGGGCAGGCGACCUGGUGAAGAUGUACGGUCGCUACGCAGACAAGAACGGGUGGCGGGUGUCUCCUGUUUCCUGCACUGAGGCGGAGAUGGGCGGGUUCAAGGAGUAUGUGAUGGAGAUAGCGGGCGAGCGCGUGUACAGCAAGCUCAAGUACGAGAGUGGUGUGCACCGCGUGCAGCGCGUGCCUGCCACUGAGUCCGCAGGCAGGGUGCACACCUCCACUGCCACUGUGGCGAUCAUGCCCGAGAUAGACGAGGUAGAAGUGGUGAUCGACCCGAAAGACAUUGAGCUCACGACAGCGCGGUCAGGGGGCGCGGGGGGGCAGAACGUGAACAAGGUGGAGACGGCGGCGGACCUGUUCCACAAGCCCACGGGCAUCCGCAUCUUCUGCACCGAGGAGCGCUCGCAGCUCAAGAACAAGAUCCGCGCCAUGCAGCUGCUGCGCGCCAAGCUUUAUGAGCGCAUGCUGCAGGAGCAACAGGACGAAGUCAGCUCUCGCAGACGAUCGCAGGUCGGCACGGGCUCACGUUCCGAGAAGAUUCGAACGUACAACUACAAGGACAACCGGGUGUCGGACCAUCGCACCAAGAUCAACUACGAUCUCGGCUCGUUCCUCAAUGGUGAUAUUGACAACGCCAUCCAGUCCAUGGUGGCGAUGGAGCAGAAGGAGAUGCUGGAGGAGCUUGCAGCGUCCGUGCAAACCACAGUCUGA